UUUUCCCCCCCUCUCACAUCAGCUUUUCUAUAUAACCACCACAUUCUGUCCUUAAAAUCUCAGCCAUGGGAAUUCAAGGCAUGAAGGUGCAUCAGUUCCCACGAGGAUUCUUCGAUCACGAGCCCCCUUCUCUGUCCCUCGGCUGCAAGCGCUUCCGUCCCCUCGCCCCCAAGCUGCCCACCACCACUUCUGCCGCGGACGACACUCUUACCGCCGUCACCACCACCACUUUCGACCUCAAGAGCUUCAUCAGGCCCGAAAGUGGCCCCAGAAGAGUUGGAUCGUUGGAUCAUCAGACGAAAGAAUCAGCUCAUCAGGUUGAGGCCGCACAGCCAGGAGGGACGAGGUGGAAUCCGACGCAAGAGCAAAUAGGAAUACUUGAAAUGCUGUACAGAAGCGGAAUGCGAACACCAAACGCUCAACAGAUCGAGCAGAUCACUGCCCAGCUGGGGAAGUACGGGAAGAUCGAGGGUAAAAACGUGUUCUACUGGUUCCAAAACCACAAAGCACGGGAGAGGCAGAAGCAGAAGCGCACUAGUCUCGGCCUCAGCCACAGCCCAAGAACACCCCCUUCGCCAUUCAUGACCACUACUACUACUUCUCUCAUGUUAUCAACCGCUACGGGAGUUAGAGGGGAGGGAUCAUUAUCGGACAACACACCGUACAAGAGAAAGUGCAGGUCAUGGGGAUUUGAUGGAAACUCAGAUGAAAAAAAUAGCAGAUAUAAUUGUACAGAAGAAGAGGAAGAAGAAGGGCAAGAAGAUAGGACACUCAAGCUCUUCCCUUUGCAUCCUGAAGGAAGAUCUUGAUCGGAUUGUUAGAUUAAUCAAUUAAAUUCAGAUUUUAACUUAAUUUAAGCUGUAACUGCUUAAGUUUCAUUAAUUUCCAGAUCCCACCAGUUUAUAUUUUCUUGAUUGCUUGGCCUUUCUUUUAGAAAGAAGAAUGACCACUUGUGUGA
Sesamum indicum (sesame) is the source of this 958-nucleotide messenger RNA. RefSeq names its product WUSCHEL-related homeobox 4. Gene Ontology annotation, molecular function: DNA-binding transcription factor activity; DNA binding. NCBI's taxonomy places the organism in Eukaryota, Viridiplantae, Streptophyta, Magnoliopsida, Lamiales, Pedaliaceae. Gene Ontology annotation, biological process: procambium histogenesis; phloem or xylem histogenesis; cell division. The record is from RefSeq and is a predicted model, not a curated record. Gene Ontology annotation, cellular component: nucleus.